This is a messenger RNA of Cercopithifilaria johnstoni, 333 nucleotides long. The record is from the annotation of a GenBank genome assembly. Lineage: Eukaryota; Metazoa; Nematoda; Chromadorea; Rhabditida; Onchocercidae.
AUGAAGUAUUUGGCUGCUUAUUUAUUGUCUACAAUGGGUGGAAAUAAAUCACCAACAGCAAAAGAUAUUGAGAACGUGCUUGGAUCAGUUGGACUUGAUGUUGAUAUGGAAGAUGCGAAUAAAGUGGUGUCAGCCUUGUCCGGAAAAUCCAUUGAUGAGGUAAUUACAGCUGGUUUGGCAAAAAUUUCAUCAGUACCCUCAGAAGGUGCAGCAUCCGUAGUAGCUCCAGUCGUUUCAGCAGAUCCCAUUGGUGUGGCAGAAUCUAAAAAAGAAGAGAAGGAGGAACCAAAAGAAGAAUCUGACGAAGACAUGGGAUUCGGAUUGUUCGAUUAG